AUGGCGCUCGCGUGCACGGGCAAUCAGCAGGGCCUGCUGCACGUCUCCUUCAACCAGGACAACACCUGCUUGGCCUUGGCAACUCGCGAUGGCCUUCGCAUCUACAGCAUCGACACGCACCAAAUAGUGUACCGGAACGCCAUCGGCGCGCUCGG
Messenger RNA from Monoraphidium neglectum, 155 nucleotides. RefSeq lists its product as hypothetical. The annotation marks the transcript as partial. Lineage: Eukaryota; Viridiplantae; Chlorophyta; Chlorophyceae; Sphaeropleales; Selenastraceae. The record is from RefSeq and is a predicted model, not a curated record. The transcript has a single exon.